UCGAUUCGAGUAUAGGUUGGCGUGGUCAAAGGCGCAGGCUCCUCCAAUCCCACUCCCCCGUGUCAUUUCAUCGCCUCCACCAGAUGUCGAAAUGCCUUCCGACUAGCUUUGUCCUAAGCAGCGUUCCGUCCUGAAGGCUGAAGCGUGUCAGGUGAGAAGGGAGGUGAGAAGAAAGUCCUGGACGCGAAGCCGGACGGUACUUAGCAGCAGGCGGUGGAGGGGGCGAUGGCGGCCGCAGCAGGAGUAGCAGCAGCAGCAGGAGUCUACGAAAACCUGAAGCUGCACAUAACGCCAGAAAAGUUUUAUGUGGAAGCUUGCGAUGAUGGAGCAGAUGAUGUACUUUCCAUUGACAGAGUCUCCACAGAGGUUACUCUUACAGUUAAGAAAGAUGUUCCGCCUUCAGCAGUUACCAGGCAAAUAUAUGGUAUUUUGGGAACAAUCCGUCUAGUGGCAGGCACGUAUCUUAUUGUAAUAACAAAAAAGAGAAAAGUAGGUGAAUUUUUCAAUCAUGUUGUUUGGAAAGCGACAGACUUCGACAUUCUCUCUUACAAAAAGACAAUGCUACAUUUAACUGAUAUUCAGUUACAGGACAAUAAAGUCUUUUUAUCAAUGCUUAGCCAUGUACUGAGUGUGGACGGAUUUUAUUUCUCUACGACAUAUGACUUAACGCACACCUUACAACGGUUGGCUAAUACCAGUCCAGAAUUUCAAGAAAUGAGCUUGCUAGAGAGGGCAGAUCCUCGGUUUGUGUGGAAUGGGCAUCUUCUUAGAGAAUUUGCUGCUCAGCCCGAGAUCCAUAGGUUUGCUAUUCCAGUUAUGCAUGGAUUUAUUAUUAUGCACUCUUGUUCUGUUAAUGGAAAAUAUUUUGACUGGAUUCUUAUUUCUCGAAGAAGUUGUUUCAGAGCAGGCGUACGCUACUAUGUAAGAGGUAUUGAUUCUGAAGGACAUGCAGCAAAUUUUGUAGAAACAGAACAAAUUGUACAUUACAAUGGGAGCAAAGCUUCUUUUGUCCAGACACGUGGAUCCAUUCCCUUUUUCUGGUCACAGAGACCAAAUCUCAAAUAUAAACCAAAGCCACAGAUCAGCAAAACAGUAAAUCAUAUGGACGGCUUCCAAAGACACUUUGACUCUCAGAUUAUUAGCUACGGAAAACAAAUGAUUGUUAACCUGGUUAACCAGAAGGGCUCAGAAAAACCUCUUGAACAAACUUUUUCAAAAAUGGUAAACAGCUUGGGAAAUGGAAUGGUCAGAUAUGUAGCAUUUGAUUUCCAUAAAGAAUGCAGUCAUAUGAGGUGGGACCGGCUCCAGAUUUUAUUGGAUCAACUAGCUGAACAACAAGAUGAAUUUGGCUACUUUCUAGUUGAUUCUGAUGGGAAGGUGGUGAUGCAACAAGAAGGAACAUUCCGCAGUAAUUGUAUGGAUUGCUUGGACCGGACGAAUGUGAUUCAGAGCCUUCUGGCACGGUGCUCUCUCCAAGCUCAACUGCAGAGAUUGGGUGUAUUGCAUGUUGGGCAGAGAAUUGAAGAACAAGCAGAUUUUGAGAAAAUCUAUAAAAAUGCAUGGGCCGACAAUGCGAAUGCGUGUGCCAAACAAUAUGCUGGAACGGGUGCCUUAAAAACAGAUUACACAAGAACUGGGAAAAGAACUCAAUGGGGCCUGCUAAUGGAUGGUUGGAACUCACUAAUUCGUUACUACAAAAACAACUUUUCUGAUGGAUUUAGACAGGAUGCUAUAGAUCUAUUUCUUGGAAAUUAUUCAGUGGAUGAAGUAGAUUCUCUCAGUCCUCUUCAUGUACAAAAAGACUGGAAAUUUUUGGCUUUGCCUAUUAUUAUGGUGGUGGCUUUCUCAAUGUGCAUUAUCUGUUUGCUUAUGGCUGGUGACACAUGGACAGAGACACUGGCCUACGUGGUGUUCUGGGGAAGUGCAAGCUUUGGAACUCUUGCUAUCAUCCUUUACAAUGGCAAGGACUUUGUAGAUGCACCCAGACUAGUUCAGAAGGAGAAGAUGGACUGAAUUUGUGUGUGUGGAAAGCAGCUUGGUAGGGAUGGCUCCUCAUCCCACACCUGGAGUCUCUACUGACCUGCUUUCCACACCAACCUGUGGCCUUUUUUUAGGUCUUUUUUAAACUUUCAUCUUUCCAGGAUGAAAAAGUGAAUCUAACUUGUUACUUAGUGGAGAUUGGCUAUUUUGAUGCUAUAGUCACAAUGAUCUUAGGAGUAUUGCAUUUACUAGAGAGCUUGCGCACAUACCAUUAGGAGAAUUAAGAUAUGAAACCCAUAUUGCACUGUGGAGCUAUCAUGUGUUAACUGGAUUCAUAAAAGGGUCUGCCAAGUUUUGCAACUCAGGAGUGUAAUACUGUAAAAUCUUUGAGAUGGCUCAGCCCUUGAAAAGAGAUGCUAUUCUCCUGAUUCUACCUAGGGAUCCAGCCACUACCAGGAUACAUCCAAGUUUCAUUAUCUGAUACUAGUAAAAAGCCUUGCUUGUUAAUAAGGAUUAUUGCUGCUUAAUUAAACGUCUAGUUGAGUGCCCUUGUAGUCAAGUGCAGGGUUGUAUAUAUUUGUUCUCUUCUCCCUGCACAUAUUUUUCUCCCUGUACUCCCCCAUCAAAAUGCAAGCCUGUCCUGCCGUUUCUGGGGCUGUUGAUGCAAUAUUCUGUUUAAAUCAUUGUUGAGAGGAUGAGGUGUACAAUUGACUUUGUUUAGAACAUGUCUUGUGCUGCUUUAAUGACUACAGUCCUUAGAAGAUUUAGAUUACAAACUUCAGUGUGAUUCAAAGAUUUUGUCUUAUUAAGAAGAUGUAAAUGGAAUCAAAGAAUGUAAAACUGCUUAUUUGAACCCUCUUAUGCUAAAGGUCCAAAGUAUUUGUUUCUUUCCGAACAGUCUCAAAUGUAAAAUGUAUUUCUUAUUAAUUUGGCAUCCAUCUGCUGCUUAUGCUGCUUUGGUUUUAGUAGGGAUAAUCUGUGGGGGAAAUACACAUUUGAUGCAUUUGCAGGGGGCUAAAUUUCAUAUUUGCACUUGGGAUCAAUAUCAGCUUACUUUUUGUGCAUGCUGUAAUUAUAUUUCUCUACAAUUGUAACUUUCUGGAAACUACUAAGCUAUAAGAAUAGCCUUGUGCUGGUUAUCAAUAAAUGUGUGUCUCAAUUUUAGUGCUUCCAAGCUUUAUAUUAAAACUAGAUGAUCCUAAAUCCAAGGACCAAUUUUAAACUACUUUGUCAACCAUUUUCUAAUUACUUUUGUUCAGAACCAGACAUAAAUCAGCUUCAGGUACUGUGUAUUGUUUAAUUAGAAUUCCUGUAAUUACAGCUGUAUAGUCAAGAUUGCAAUUAUGGAUUUAAAUAUUAGAACAGGUAGAGAGCUACAGUUAAUACAAUUUGUCACUCCAAGCUAUUGAAUAUACUGUACAGGGCACGAAUGGCAACUGGUCAUUUUAACCUUUGAAUAGUUGAGGGCCUCUGAGUUUGUUUCAAUAUUAGCCUCACAGUCACUUGUAAUAAAAUAUAUGCAGUUCCUGUUUGCUGACUGUUCUUUCCAGUGCAUCAUCUAAAAAGCAGUUUAAAAAUUAAAAUCCAAGUCAUCCACUCAAAUGUGUGGAAAAAAUAAAAAGGUUACACAUGACAUGUUUGAUUUCAUUAGUGGAUGAUUUUUUUUAAUGAGCCCUGCUUUGCCCUUCUGGUGUAUUUUCCAUUAUGAACUGGUUGCAACAACAAAAAAGUUUGGGCAGCUUGCAUUGUCAGAACAGAACUAAAUUUUUGUAGACUUGAGGUUUGGAAAGAUGUCUGCAUUCCAUUGCUUUUCAAAGAGGUUGCAUUUCUAAGUCCACACACAAUGUAAUCAAUAAUAAAACUGUCAUCU
Molecule: messenger RNA, 3850 nt
Organism: Rhineura floridana
Lineage: Eukaryota; Metazoa; Chordata; Lepidosauria; Squamata; Rhineuridae
Gene: SACM1L
Product: SAC1 like phosphatidylinositide phosphatase
Exons: 20
Coding region: 226-2013 (595 amino acids)
Biological process (GO): phosphatidylinositol dephosphorylation
Cellular component (GO): endoplasmic reticulum
Molecular function (GO): phosphatidylinositol-4-phosphate phosphatase activity
Source: RefSeq, a predicted model, not a curated record